Molecule: messenger RNA, 4176 nt
Organism: Fonsecaea multimorphosa CBS 102226
Lineage: Eukaryota; Fungi; Ascomycota; Eurotiomycetes; Chaetothyriales; Herpotrichiellaceae
Exons: 1
Coding region: 1-4176 (1391 amino acids)
Biological process (GO): intracellular transport
Source: RefSeq, a predicted model, not a curated record
AUGAAUGGCGCUGUCACCUUUGGCGCUAGUCAAUCUUUUCCUCCGGGGUCUGCUGGCACAAGCACUUCUUUCAACUUUCAGCCUCCACAGGCGAGCUCCUUUACGUUUGGUGCGCCUACCGGUACACCCAAUCCCUUCGCGAAUCUGAAUGGAACUGCGGACGCGCAGGAUGUCUCAAUGGAGUCACCCCAGAAGAAGCCUGCGUUUGGGAGUGCUUUCGGAUCAAACAGUUUUACAUUUGGCCAAACGGCAGGACAACAAUCCAAUGCCCCAGUCAGUUUUGGUGGAACUCAGACUGCAAAUACAAAUGGCACCGGUUUAUUUGGGCAGUCCUCGAAGCCCACAGAGCCUUCUGCUCCAACGAACCCGUUUGCUCAGCCUUCCCAGUCACAGCCGUUGUUUGGCGGGUUCGGUCAGUCGUCGUCGACGGCGGUGUCUCAGACACCAGCAUUCAGCUUCGGCCAAAGCACAUCUGUUCCACAAAGCCCCCUUCCCGCUUUCGGCACCAAACAGGGUCCUGAUUCGCAAAUUUCAGCCUCAAAAUUCACCUUUGGGCAAACCAGUGCUACGCCUCAGAAUCAAGGCACUGGGCUUUUUGGCUCUAAUACAUCGGCACCCCAAAGCGGUGUCGGCAGUAUGUUUGGAUCUACCCCAAAUCAGACAUCUAAUGGAUUCGCUUUCGGACAAAAUUCUGCCCAAAGCGCCCCGACAGGCAAUCCCUUUGCCAACUCGAGCGCCACGAAAGCGGAAGAGCCCAAACCUGCCACUCCGUUAUUUGGCGCCCAGGACACUUCCCAGCACGCUGCUGAGGCGCAGCAACAAUCUUCAUCUCCAGAGAAGCCCGCUGCUUCGGAAUCCAGUGCGCCGCCUGCUAACCCUUUCGCUGGUCUUUUUGCCGGUGGCAGCGGUCCAACCCCAGCCCUUUCCGCCUCCAAACCCAUAUUCAACCUUGGUACGACAAGUCAGACGGCCGCGCCCGCGGCUGAGGAGCAAGAAACGACCACAAGUAAGUCGCCAUUCAGCUUUGGUACCACGGCACAACCUAAACCAGCCGCGGACGCAUCAGAACCGAAACCGUCAAGUGCGGCGUUCAAAUUCGGCUCUACGACGCCAGCAACGGGAUCGACAACUUCAGGCCUCUUUGGGGGAUCAGGAAGUUCUGGUCCGCCUACAUUUCAACUGGAGGCUUCUAAAGCUGGCUCUGCGGUGGAAACUGCGCAAGGAGAUGCUGGGCAACCCAGGGAUGCCGCGCCGAAACCAUUGUUCGGCUCCACCACCCCAUCGAAACCUGUCUCUGGUGGAGGAUUAUUUUCAUCUGCGAAAGGUCCCGAAGAGGGCAAGGGCGCAAGUGCAAGCCUCUUCAGCAAGCUAAGCAGCGCUGUUGAGAGUUCACCCCAACCUUUAUUCAAUGCACAACCCAAGGCCACGCAAGAGAGCAGUCUGCCCCAAGCAUUGACCACGAAUCAGUUCUCCAGUGCGCCAAAAUCCGGCGUCGAUAGAAGUACGAGCUCUGCAGAGUCAACCUUUCCCCAGCCGUCCCCGGCUCCUACACCGUUCAGUGGUCUGUCCCGGCCAGAAUUUCAACAAUCUCAAGCCACGCAAAAGUCUUCACCCACCCCCAGUGUCUUCUCCAUCACCACUCCGCAAGGCGGUGAGCCUCCAGAUGCAGAGCCAAACCUUUCUGCACGGACCUCGAGUGGCCUGGCACAAAAGCCUUCAGCAAAUGUUGAGGAUUCUGCCACGGAUUUGGAACCGGUGAAGAGACCAGUAUACACUAAGGCCCCAUCACGUGUUCCUGGCCACACAACUCCCGAACAGUUUCAAGAGUUUGAUCGGGAUUACCGUCUUCAUUCUCUGAACUACGGCUUCCAGAAGAAGAUAGCCACCCUGGACCCGCGCUCGCAAGACUUUGAACAUAUCAUCCGGCAUUAUGUAGCUGCGCGUGACAGCAUCGGCGCAUCAUUGGGGUUGUUUGUGCGCAACGUUGCAGGAACAAAACGAAAAGGCGAUCAGGUUGAUGAUCGCGAAGAAGAAAUCGAGCAGAACAAGAGACCCCGAGAAACAAGUUCACAGAAACCGUUCACGUUUGGUUUGCAAACCACUCCUGCAACUUCUGAUUCAACCGUGCCGGCGGCAAACAAUACUACUAAUGGUAGUCGGGGAUUUUCAACGGCGGCUAGCACCAUUAAGGACAACGUCUCCGGAUUUGGUUCGAAUAACAUUUCUGGGGCUUCGCCAGCCACAACGGGGUUCAAACCAAAUGCAGUCCCCUUUUCAGGGUUUGACUCGGCCCCAGUUGCGAGUGCUAAUCCUUUUUCCAAUGCAAAUCAGACAACAAACAAGCCUUCAUCCAUGCCAUCGACAACACCAACGAAACCACCCCCGAAACCAGCGACUUUUGAAGUUCCUAAGUUUGGGAGUAGCAACACAAACUUCCUUGCUGCAUUCGGUCAGAAAGCAAAGGCAAAUGCCGAUAAGUUCGAGAGAGAUCUUAUUGAAAAACGCAAGGCGGAGGAGUUCGAUUCGGAUGAGGACGACGAGGAGACGUUCAACAAGCGCAUCGAAGAGGAGAACCGAGCGAAGAAGGCAAAAAUUGAUGCUGUGGCAAAGGCUGGGUUCAAACCAACGUUCGGUGCUAGUGCUGUCGUACAGCCCUCGGAGAAGGAGGCUACCAAUGCAUCAUUUGCAGGGUUCACCCCUUCAGCGUCUUCUAACCCUUUUGCUUCACUCACGUCACAAGACGAAAACGCAGCACAGUCAGCAGCCGCAGACGAAGAUGAGAAUGAGAAUAGCGGAUCAAGCCAUGAUCAGCCCGCAGAGAGUACCGAAGAAGAAACCGGUGACGAUAGCCAAGAGGAAGUCGAGCCCGAAGAUGACCUUCCGGAAGAUGAGGUUACCGAAGACAACGGAGAGGAAGAGGACGAAGAUGAUAAUGACCUGCAGGCAGCCAUGGAUAGGGCAAGAAGCAACCCAAAUGCCGGUAAGAGUUUAUUCGAUCGCAUUGAGCCGAAUCCGAAUAAAGAGAAAGCGACACCAACGAACGGAGAGAAAAAUGAGCCUGGAGCGGGAUCGUCUUCUGGCAUGCAGCCAGGGAAGAACUCCUCGUUUGGUUCGUCGACCUGGGGAUCUCAAGUUGGCAAAUCGACACCUGAACAACCGUCGAUUUCUCCCUUCAAUUCCUCCACUGGUGCAUCAACUCUCAAGCCAGCAAGCGGAUUCCACUUUACUCCGACCCCCGCAAAUACUCCACCUACGACGGCUCCUGGUUCUUCAAUCUUUUCCGGUGGAGCUAUCAGACAGGGUCCAGUCCCGGGAGAGGGUUUAUUUGGCUCUCGACCGAGUACGCCGAGCAACGCAGACCAGAACGCCAGCCUCGCCAAAUCGGUUCUCACUUCUCCAGCGGGGACCGACAACACGUGGAAGCAAGGUGCACCUAUCUCUUUCGCAAAUGGAGAGAAGCAUACGAGUGCUCCUAUUUUCAAACUUACCGCGGCCUCCCCAGGCGAGAACGAGAAGGACUCGGCCCCCUUCAAGCCGCUCAGCACUCUCUUUGGCACAACUGCCCCGGGCUCGAGAGGCUCCGACACACCGAGUUUAGGCUUUCAAUUUGGUGCCCCUACGCCGUCACCAGCGCCUGGCUAUCUGGGUGCCAUUUCUCAUCUAGGAGGUGGGUCUGCGGCUAGUUCUGCUGUCUCGUCUCGUGCCACCUCGCCUGGGCUGACAGAUAACGAAUCUGUUGCUACAAACGAGACCGAGGAAAGCGUCGACGAUCCGCAAACUUCGCUGAUGGACUCACGAGCAGGGGAAGAAAAUGAGAAUUGCCUUUGGGAAGGCCGCUCCAAAGCCCUUAUGUUUGUCACAGCUGAAACAGCAAAGGGUACCAAACACACUCCCAACGACUGGAACUCGAUGGGCGUGGGCCAGAUCCGAGUCCUCAAGAACAAAGAGACCAACAAAACCCGCGUGGUGUUCCGCGUGGACCCGAGCGCUAAUAUUCUUUUCAACUCUCAUCUUGUGGAGAGCACGACCUACGAGAGUGUCCCGAGUAAUAAGAGUGGCGCAGUCAGAGGCGCACUGAUGUAUAAGGGGAAGAUCACGCGGUUAGUGUUCAAAUUGAAGACGCCAGAGAUGGCGAGUGAGUUAGCCAAGAUUCUGGAGGAGAACAAAAGUGCUUGA